AACAACAACAACAACAAAAAAAGAAAAGAAAGAAAAACUAUUUUCUUCUCUCUGUACCUUUCCCCCAGCAAAACCCACAGUUUGUUAAUUCCAAUUCUGUAUUGGAAUUCAAUCACGGAAAUUGAAUCACCCUUGUUUCAGUAUGGUGCUCGAGACAGUCUUUAUAAUUAUUCCCUUAAAAUUAUAAUAAUUCAGAGAGUUCGGAGGAUCUUGAAUUUCUGUGCACAUGUGUUCAAGCACUUCCAGCAGAUAAGUGUUCCAGUCCUCAUCAGAGUAGAUUCUAGGCAGAUAAUAUGGAACGAGAUUGGGGAAUCUGAUGCUGAUAGAGAGAGGGUGUUGGUCGAGCUCGAACAAGAAUGUUUAGAAGUAUACAAAAGAAAAGUGGACCAAGCGAACAUGUAUAGAGGAAAAAUGAGGCAAGCAAUUGCUGAUGCUGAAGUCGAGCUUGCUGCCAUUUGUUCUACAAUGGGAGAGACGCCUGUGCACAUUAGACAGACUAAUCCACACCGUGGAAAUUUGAAGGAUGAAUUAAAGGCCAUCCUUCCGCAGAUAGAGGAGAUGAGAAAGAGAAGGACUGAUCGGAAAAAUCAAUUUAUAGAGGUCUUAAAUGAGAUACAGUGUAUUGAAAAAGAAAUCUAUAGGUCUGAUAGUUUAGCUUCAAAUGACACAGCAAUUGAUGAAUCUGAUCUUUCAAUAAAGAAGCUUGAAGAAUUGCGCAAAGAACUGCAGGAGCUUCGGAAAGAGAAGAGCGAACGCCUGAAGCUGGUGUUGGAUGGUUUGAGCUGUUUAUGUUCACUGUGUAUAGUUCUCGGUUUGGACUUCACGAAAAUUGUCGUUGAGAUUCACCCGAGUUUAGCAGAAGCCGAAGGCUCGAAAAGUAUCAGUAAUGGUACUGUAGAUAGACUGGGGACAGUCGUACAACAACUAAGACUGCUUAAAAUACAGCGAAUGAAGGAGUUACAAGAUCUUGCGGCUUCAUUGUUGGAGCUUUGGAACCUGAUGGACACGCCAGCUGAAGAGCAACAGACAUUUCAGAAAGUUACUUGUAAGUUAGUUGCUACAGAGGAUGAGAUAACUGAGCCCGACAUGCUUUCUGUCGACGUUAUUAAUCAUGUCAAGAAAGAAGUUUCUCGCCUGGAAGAACUGAAAGCAAGCAAAAUGAAAGAAUUUGUUUUGAAAAAGAAGGCAGAGCUAGAAGCUAUUUGUAGGAUGACACGUCUUAUUCCGGAAAAAGAUAGUAACAUGGAAGCAGCAAUUGAUGCUCUUGAAUAUGGUGAUGUUGAUGCUGUGUGUUUACUCGAGCAAAUUGAGCUUCAAAUAGCAAGAGUUAAAGAGGAUGUUAUAAGCAGGAAAGAAAUCCUUGAAAAAGUCGAGAAGUGGGUGGCAGCAUGUGAUGAGGAGAGCUGGCUUGACGAGUAUAACAAGGAUGAUAAUCGUUAUAAUGCUGGAAGAGGGGCUCAUGUUGCUCUAAAACGGGCUGAAAAAGCUCGUGCAUUGGUCAGUAAACUUCCAGCAAUGGUGGAUGCAUUGACAAUAAAAGUCAUAUCUUGGGAAAACGAGGAAGGGCGAGAGUUUAACUACAAUGGCGUACGUCUUCUUUCUAUGCUUGAAGCUUAUAUGCUUAUGCGGGAAGAAAAGGAAAUAGCGCGGAAAAGGCAGAGGGACCAAAAGAAGAUUCAGGGACAGUUACUAGCAGAGCAAGAAGCUCUUUAUGGUGCCAAGCCAAGUCCCAAGAAGAUUCGAAGUGUGAAAAAAGAAGCUCGAUUUUCAUCUUGUGGUGGUUCAACCAAACGAAAACUCUCAACCGGUGCACCUAUGCUACAGACUCCUAAGCGUGAUACAUCAUAUACUUCUGCAAAAGCUACUCCAAAUACACUGAAGGCAAAAACAAACAUGCACGUGAAUAUGGGUCAUCUCAAGGAUGAUGGAUUGGCCACUUCAUCUUCCGGUAGGAGAGUUUCUAACAUGACCAGUCUUCCUUUUAAGCAUUCACCAAAUACAGUAUAUGCCCGUGAACCAAAUUUUCGAAAGCCGUUCAAUCCUAUAUCUGCCACUAGCUCAUCUUCAAAGUCCAACACAAAGACUAUUCCCAAAAAUCUGCACAUGAAAAACAAAGAGAAAUUGCAGAAGCCACUUGCUUACACUCCUCCUCGACAGAUUACUCAUAAUAAAGGACAGGAAAACAGAACUCCCAAAACAACGGGAGUCGCUUUAUACCCAACACCUUCAACGGCAUCUAUUCCCAUGCAGACCACAAUAACCCCGACUCCAGUUUUGGCAGCCGUAAAGCCUUCUUUUACUACAACAAAUACAGUUGAGGACGAGUUUGAGUACUCAUUUGAGGAAAAGAGGGCUGGGUUCGUGCUGCCUAGGUCGAUGAGUUCAGCAAUGAAAUGUUGAUCUUGGCCUUUUUAAGUUAUUUUUUUUUUAGUUGUUAGUUUAUAAUUGCAUUCUUUCAUAUCUUGGAUUUGAGAGAUCGAGUAUUUUUCUUAUUUUAUUAGUGUUUUUGGGUCUUGUGCAUAUGCUAUAUAGUCUGCAGGUUACUGAAUAGUAAGAGUGCCCUGGAUGUGAUUAUCUAAACCUACUGUGAGUUCCUUGUUAAUAUCUAUUUGGAUCUUGCAACUUGAUGGGGAAUGGUUUCUCUAAAGUGUUUGGGAUUCACAUUGCCCCACACACACACUGUAACCCCCGAUUUUCUAUUGGCGACCUUAACAUUUUUAAAGGGCGUUCACGAAGUUUGAAAACAAUACACGAGUCAAACUCAACAUUUUAAUUUUAAAGCACAAAGGUAUUUCAACACUGCUUGCGCACUC
Messenger RNA from Striga asiatica, 2813 nucleotides. The record is from the annotation of a GenBank genome assembly. Lineage: Eukaryota; Viridiplantae; Streptophyta; Magnoliopsida; Lamiales; Orobanchaceae.